Molecule: messenger RNA, 1037 nt
Organism: Tripterygium wilfordii
Lineage: Eukaryota; Viridiplantae; Streptophyta; Magnoliopsida; Celastrales; Celastraceae
Product: endochitinase EP3-like
Exons: 2
Coding region: 65-883 (272 amino acids)
Biological process (GO): carbohydrate metabolic process; chitin catabolic process; cell wall macromolecule catabolic process
Molecular function (GO): chitin binding; chitinase activity
Source: RefSeq, a predicted model, not a curated record
CUCUAUUUAUGCAUACUACAUCACAAUACUGCAAUUCUAAUACUCUCCCUUGGCUAUUCCAAGAAUGGUGCCAAAGAGUCUGGUUCUAGCCACACUCCUAGCAGGAGUAAUUCUUGCCACAACCUUGCCCAAAUAUGUGAUGGGUCAAGACUGUGGCUGUGCUGCAGACUUGUGCUGCAGCCGGUACGGUUAUUGUGGCACUGGGGAUGCCUACUGUGGCGUCGGCUGCCAACAAGGCUCUUGCUAUGCAGCUCCACCAACUAAUGAUGUCGUUGUGGCAGACAUCGUCACGUCGGAAUUCUUCGCUGGCAUAAUGGAUCAAGCUGACGCUGGUUGUGAGGGGAAAAGCUUCUACUCUAGAGCUGUGUUUCUUGAUGCACUCGACUCUUAUCCUCAGUUUGGUAGAGUCGGUUCUGUUGAUGAUUCCAAGCGCGAAAUCGCUGCUCUGUUCGCUCAUUUCACUCACGAGACUGGACAUUUUUGCUACAUUGAGGAGAUAAAUGGUACAUCUAGGGACUAUUGCGAUGAGACCAACACACAAUAUCCAUGUAACCCUAACAAGGGUUACUACGGCCGUGGACCCAUCCAACUAUCUUGGAACUUCAACUACGGACCGGCAGGAGAAGCUAUUGGAUUCGACGGAUUAAAUGCGCCGGAGACGGUGGCUAAUGAUCCCCUGGUGGCCUUCAGGACAGGCUUGUGGUAUUGGAUGAACUUUGUUCGUCCGGUGAUAAACCAAGGGUUCGGGGCAACCAUCCGAGCCAUUAAUGGUGCGCUUGAAUGUGAUGGUGGAAACCCUGCAACCGUCCAACGCAGAGUUGGGUACUACACUGAUUACUGUAAUCAAUUUGGUGUUGCUCCUGGGGAUAAUCUCACUUGUUAAUUAGGACACAAACCUUGGACCCAGCUUUUUCUUCUUUAUUUACUUGUUUGACUAGAAAAAAUAAACAGACAAGAACAUCUUGUUAAUUUCCUUCGAUGAUGAUAUUAAUAUAUGUAUAUGUUCCUCUAUAUAUCUAUGUUGAACUUGUCCUUUC